Columba livia (rock pigeon) is the source of this 3398-nucleotide messenger RNA. RefSeq names its product chondroitin polymerizing factor (gene CHPF). Gene Ontology annotation, molecular function: glucuronosyl-N-acetylgalactosaminyl-proteoglycan 4-beta-N-acetylgalactosaminyltransferase activity. The record is from RefSeq and is a predicted model, not a curated record. The coding region runs from base 89 to 2410 and encodes 773 amino acids. Gene Ontology annotation, cellular component: Golgi cisterna membrane. NCBI's taxonomy places the organism in Eukaryota, Metazoa, Chordata, Aves, Columbiformes, Columbidae. The transcript is spliced from 4 exons.
AGCGGGGCGGGGCCAGGGGGUGACACGUCGGACGGCGGCGCCGCCAGCGGGAGCGGCAGCCGGAGCCGCCCCCGGUCCCGUCCCGGCCAUGCGGCUGUCGCUGGUGCUGUCGGUGCUGCGGCCCGCCGGGCCGGUAGCUAUCGGCGUCUCGCUGGGCUUCACCCUCAGCCUGCUCAGCGUCACCUGGGUGGAGGAGCCCUGCGGGCCGCCGCCGCGCCCCGCCGCCCGCCCGCGCCCCGACGACGGCCCCGCGCCACCCCCCGGCCCCGGCAACACCAACGGUAACGCGGCGCGCAGGCCCAACGCUGUGCCCGCCGGGAUGGGCGCCGACAGCUGGGAGCCCCGUGUCGUGCCCUAUCGCCCGCCCAGCCCCGGCAGGGCCGCCAAGAAGGCCGUCAGGACCCGGUACAUCAGCACAGAACUGGGGAUGCGACAGCGGCUCUUUGUGGGUGUGCUGACCUCCAAGAGCACACUGAACACACUGGGGGUGGCCGUCAACCGCACACUGGCCCAUCGCCUGGAGCGCCUGGUGUACUUCACUGGCACACGGGGCCGCAAGGUGCCCCAUGGCAUGACGGUGGUGACACACAGUGAUGAGCGGCCCAUCUGGAACAUGUACCAGACCAUCAGGUAUCUGCUGGACCACUACGUGAAUGAUUUUGACUGGUUCUUCCUGGUGCAGGACGACACCUACACAGAGGCACACCGCAUCGGCCGCCUAGUUGCCCACCUCAGCAUUGACACCCAUCUCUACAUGGGCCGUCCUGAGGAAUUCAUUGGUGGCGACACUGACCGACGCUACUGCUAUGGGGGGUUUGGCUACCUGCUGUCCCGCAGCCUCCUCCUGCUCCUACAGCAGCACCUGGAGAGCUGCCGCAAUGACAUCCUCAGUGCCCGGCCCGACGAGUGGCUGGGCCGCUGCAUCAUCGAUUACACAGCUGUCAACUGUGCUGAGGAGCACGAGGGCCUGCGGUACCACUAUUUUGAGCUAGGAAAGAACACGGACCCCGAGCGGGAGAUGGACCUUCGUUUCCAGAGCGCCUUCACUGUCCACCCUGUGCUGGAUCCCCUCCAGAUGUACCGACUGCACAAGUACUUCGCACAGGUGGAGCUUGAGAGGACCUACCAGGAGAUCCAGCAGCUCCAGUUGGAGAUCCAGAACGCCAGCAGCCUGUCCGCUGAUGGGGACCAUGGUGCCACAUGGCCCAUUGGCAUCCCACCCCCCUUCCAGCCCAAAACCCGCUUUGAGGUGCUGCGCUGGGACUACUUCACAGAGGAGCAGGUCUAUGCCUGCAUGGAUGGUUCCCCCAAAUGUGAGCUGCGUGGUGCAGACCUGGCAGAUGUGGCUGAUGUGGUGGCCACGGCCAUGGAGGAACUGAACCGCAAGUACCAGCCGGUGCUGCACGUCCGCAAGCAGCAGCUGGUGAACGGGUACCGGCGCUUUGACCCCACGCGCGGCAUGGAGUACACGCUGGACCUUCAGGUGGAGGUGGUCACCCAGAAGGGGCAUAGCCGUUCAGUCACCAAGCGUGUGCACCUUGUGCGACCCCUCAGCGAGGUGGAGAUAAUCCCCAUGCCCUACGUGACAGAGGCCAGUCGCAUCAAUGUCAUCCUGCCACUGACGGCCCAUGACCGGGACCACGCUGCCCGCUUUUUGGAGGCUUAUGCAGCAGCUGCUUUUGAGAGCAGUGAGAAUGCAGUGCUCACCUUCCUCUUCAUCUAUGACCCCUUUGAGGCCCAGCAGGUCACACAGAAUGACAUCUUCGCCCCUGUGAAGGCCCAAAUCACCAAAUAUGAGCGCAAGUAUGCAGAGGUGAAGAUCCCAUGGAUCAGCGUCAAGACAGACGCACCCUCCCAAAUCAAGGUCAUGGACAUAAUCUCCAAGAAGCAUCCUGUGGACACGCUUUUCUUUGUGGCCAGCGUGGGGACAGAGGUCACCAUUGACUUCCUGAACCGCUGCCGGAUGAACACCAUCAGUAACUGGCAGGUCUUCUUCCCCAUCCACUUUCAGGGCUACAACCCUGCCAUCGCUUACCACAACCAGGUGCCGCCCCCCACGCUGGACCUGCUGCGGGACGCGGGGCGCUUCGACCGUGAUGUCUUCCAUGAAGCCUGUUUCUACAACGCUGACUACAUGGCAGCACGCACCCGCAUGGCAGGUGAUGUGCAGGAAAAUGAGGACAUCCUGGAGACCCUGGACAUCUAUGACAUGUUCAUCAAAUACUCCAACCUCCAUGUCUUCCGUGCUGUGGAGCCCGCCCUGUUGCAGCGCUACCGGCACCAGGCCUGCAACCCCCGGCUCAGUGAGGAGAUCUACCACCGCUGCGUGCAGAGCAGCCUGGAGGGCCUAGGCUCUCGCUCCCAGCUGGCCAUGGUGCUUUUUGAGCAGGAGCAGGGGAACAGCACCUGAACCUCAGGGUGCGGAGGGACUGGCCCUGCCUUGCCUGCCCUGCCUCUUCUGCUGCCUACAUCUGUCUUCCUCUUCCCAGCAGAGCAGGGACCAUUGGCACCUGAGCUUGUGACUCUCCCAGCUGGGGCUGCCCAGGCUGGGGUCUGCCAGCCCAGGAUGUCCUGCUCUUUCCAGCAUGGCUGUGCAGACCCCAGGGUGAGGUGGGGUCAGUGUCGCUGAGCUGUGAGCCAGGACACCCAGAUCCUCACCCCACGGCUGCUGGCUGCCAGCCCCAUCCCCUGCUCCCACUCCUGCUCCCCAGCUGGGAGGUGAUGGGCUGCCCUGUCCCUGCUGUGUCCCCUCAACCAGGGGUACACACAACCCAAGGCUGCCUUGCUGUGGGGCCAUGACUGCCGUGGGGCUGGGGGUGACCCCUCACCAUUCCCCCAGCACCCCUGCACAGGGCUGUGCCCCUCGCUCCUUUGGAGCAUUGACCUAGUUGUGCAGGGGAGGCUGUGUCCCUGUGCCUGCCACAGGCUCAGACGGUGGGAUGGGGCACAACCCAACCCAAAAGAGCAAUAAGGAGGUUGGUUUUGGGAUUUUGCCACUUGGCAACGAGCCAGAGCACUCCUAGCUGGUCAGGGUGGGGGAGUCCUGGACGCCAGGGCUGGUGGGCACAGGGGGUGCCAGAGGGGAUCCUGCUGUAUUCACAAUCCAUGAGCUGCUCCCCAUGGGAACCGUGACCCAGGCCGCUUCGGCCUUCGCAGUAUCGAUAGGACGUCGGAGGUCGCAGCCCUCGUACGAGAGCCUCCUGACAGAGGUGAGAGCCCUCCUGGCCACGGGGGAUGCGGUGCCCAGCUUGGUGGGCAUGGCAGAGGGUUUGGCUGUGCAUCUCCUAAGGAGAAAGCGACUGAGGAGCCACACUCUGCUCCUGGUUGGUAUUUAAUAGUGGGUAGAGGAGGCGGGGGGGGGGGUGAGUUUACACUAAUAAAACAGAGAGAUGAACCAC